Melanaphis sacchari is the source of this 854-nucleotide messenger RNA. RefSeq lists its product as uncharacterized. Gene Ontology annotation, molecular function: N-acetyltransferase activity. NCBI's taxonomy places the organism in Eukaryota, Metazoa, Arthropoda, Insecta, Hemiptera, Aphididae. Bases 165 to 845 code for a protein of 226 amino acids. The record is from RefSeq and is a predicted model, not a curated record. The transcript has 3 exons.
AAUGCUCUGAUACUCUGAUAGUGAUAGUGUCACUGUCGAGUGUCGAUCAAUUUACUAUUAAUUUAUGUUCUUAAUUCUAUUUAAUAUAUAUUUAUAUACAAAAACAUAGUAUUGUUUAAACGAAAAAAUAUCGCCGAAUCGGAUAUAAACGAAGUACGUAGAAUAUGAAUAAAUAUCCAGAGAACAUAGAAAUUAUUUGUGCAAGAGAGGACCACAUACCAAGUAUAAAAUCAACAAUGAAGGAUUUUUAUUUAGAUGAACCAGUUUUCAAAGCUCAAAAAAUAGAUGUUGAAAAAUUAAGUAAAACCUUUUAUGAAUAUAAAGAAAGCGACUUCACAUUAGUAGCCAUUGAUAAAAAUAAUAAAGCUGUAGCAUCUCUUGCUAUAAAUAGUAUAACAAAACCUGAUAAUGCAUUAAAACAAAAAAUUAAUGCUGAUCUAUACAAUAAAUGUAACAUAGAUUUAUAUAGAGCUUUAAGAUUCUGGUCAUCAAUUCAAAGUGAGCCAUGUCUAUUCAAAAUGUUAAAUGUAGACACAAUGUGGGAGAUUAAAACUUUAGCAACAGCACAACAAUAUCGAAAUCUUGGAUUAUCAACAGCUGUGGCAAAACAAUCAUUUGAAGCAGCUUUACUUAAUGAUGAUAUCUCAAUUAUUUGCAUGGACUGUACUAAUUACUUGAGUGCAAAAAUAGCUCAGAAUCUAGGAAUGGAGUGUGUAGUAAAAAAACAUUUUAGUGAAUACACAGAUGAAAAUGGGCACCCUUGGAUUAAGAACAUACCCAAUCCACCAAAUGAUACAGUAAAUGUUUUUAUUUUUAAGAAAAAGAAUUACAAAAAUAAAGUUUGAUUAAUAAUA